Messenger RNA from Fundulus heteroclitus (mummichog), 654 nucleotides. Its product is annotated as claudin-11. The record is from RefSeq and is a predicted model, not a curated record. Gene Ontology annotation, biological process: cell adhesion; bicellular tight junction assembly. Gene Ontology annotation, cellular component: bicellular tight junction; plasma membrane. Gene Ontology annotation, molecular function: structural molecule activity. The transcript has 3 exons. NCBI's taxonomy places the organism in Eukaryota, Metazoa, Chordata, Actinopteri, Cyprinodontiformes, Fundulidae. Bases 1 to 654 code for a protein of 217 amino acids.
AUGGCGCACAUCUGCAGGCAGCUGCUUGGCAUCGGCGGGAGCUGCGCCGGCUGGGUCGGGCUCAUCUUCGCCACGGCCACCAAUGACUGGGUCCGGACGUGCGACUACUCGGUGGCCACCUGCCUGCGCAUGGACGAGCUGGGCUCCCGCGGCCUGUGGGCGGAGUGCACGGUGUCUCCGUCCCUUUACCACUGCUCCACGCUGGACCAGCUGUUCUCCCUGCCGGCGUACGUGCAGGUGUCCCGGGCCUUGAUGAUCGCUGCGUGUCUUCUGGGCGUCCCUGCCAUCCUGCUGGUCCUCAUGUCCAUGCCCUGCAUCCGGCUUCCCACCAGUUACCCCACCGCCGUCAAGAAGCGCAACACCCGGGUGGGCGGCGCCCUCUUCAUCAUCAUGGCGGUUCUGGGUGCGGUGGCCACCAUCUGGUUCCCCAUCGGCGCCAACACAGAGAAGCACCUGAUGUCCUUCGGCUACUCUCUGUACGCCGGCUGGGUGGGAGCCGGCCUCUGUCUGCUGGGCGGCAUCAUCAUCCUGUGGUUCCUGGUGGCCCUCAUCAGCAACCCCACCAGGGAGAACAGCUUCUUCUACUCCAGGCGGGGCGGCAGCGCCCGGGAGGUGGAGCGGCCCGCCAACCACGCCAAGAGUGAGCGUGUGUGA